Messenger RNA from Diaporthe citri, 2205 nucleotides. RefSeq lists its product as uncharacterized. Lineage: Eukaryota; Fungi; Ascomycota; Sordariomycetes; Diaporthales; Diaporthaceae. The transcript is spliced from 8 exons. The coding region runs from base 1 to 2205 and encodes 734 amino acids. The record is from RefSeq and is a predicted model, not a curated record.
AUGGUGUCAGAAUCCGAGAUGGAGAGAGCCCUGGAGAGAGCCGACAGGGCGGAGGCGCUCGCCAACCACUAUCGCGAAGCUUUCAUCCAAGUCAAGGUAGAAUUCAAGCGUCUCGGAGAUCUGAUCAAUUAUCUUGAACAGCAGGCUCCUGAGCCUAACGGAGAGCCCCAUCCCGACCACAGGACGCCAGACCAACGACUCAGCCGACCUCCGGCCAGGAUUCCCGAUGUCAGCCAGAGCUCGGUCGCCGACUUGACAAUGUAUCUGCUAGAUGAGCUCCAUGACCUGAACAGCCAGAGAUUCGGGUGGAUUCAACAUCGUCACAGGGAGUUCCGCGAGUGGACCGAACGACGAGGGAUCUGGAACCAAACAGCGAACACAAUCAUUCGGACACUCAAAGAAGAAGGCCGGACAGUAGAUGCAGAUCGCCUGGCCGUGAGGCUCCUCUCACACAACGAUGUCAGCAGGCCAGGGUGGGAGACAAGCACAGCGACGGCCAACAACACUGCUGCAAGAUCGAACAGCCAGAUGUCCGAGCUCGAAAGGAACGCAGAGUCGGCAUCAGAUAGUGAUACCAAUAUGGGGUCAAAUGGAGAAAUCGAUACGGAGUCGGAGACCAAAUCCAGCGCUGACAGCUCUGGCGACGAGUUGGCAGCUUCCGUGGAGGAGGAAAACCGGCCACGAAGCGCGAACAUUCAAACACCCACCAGAAUAAGUCUCAGAACGAAAAAGGUCGCUUAUAAGAAGAUGCGACAGCAAGCCUUGAGACGCUCGAAACCAAUCUCGACCCCGAUCAGUGCUGCACCGAAGCGCCGUCGACAGUCAGAGAACAAACCGAUACCAGACCUUCCCUCCCCGCCGCAGUCGACACCGCCGACAGCAGACAGGCCGGCAAAGAAGCGGAAGACCUACCACGAUAAAGGCCAGGAUCGUUCCGAGCCUCGAGACUGGGUUGAGGAAGGCUGCGACGACGAACACGACCCGCUCCGCCCGCCCAGGUUCUGGGACAACCUUUCGCACGUCCCUUUAGUGCUAGGGGCAUUGGAGGAGCUCGAUCGGAGGAAUAAUCAGGUUGCUGCUGUCUCAAGACAAGAGAAACCGGUGCCGAUCGAUUGCAGCCUGCCCCGAUACGCCAGGUUCGGCGGCCCGGACCUUUCCGACCUCCGCGGCUUCGAGCAAGAGGAGGAGGAAGGGGAGGAAGAGGGGGAAGAGGGGGAAGAGGAGAUGCCUCGAGACCAACGAGGCGGCGGGUCAGCUCGGGAAGUCAGAGGCGGUAUCAACAAGCAGCGGCGCAGCACGAGAGGAGGACGAUUAACUGCUUCAGACCAGAGGACAAAGUCUAGCAGCCCAUAUGACCCGGCGUUCCAACAACACCUCACAGACCAUCGAGUCUGGCCGAUGCACUACUGGUAUGAGGAUGGCGGAGAGCCACCACCCCCGGACAACUUUCAAGAUAUUUCUACGCAUGUUCACGGAAAUUCACGAGCUUCCCUCGAACCGGAGACGUUUACCGCUGAAGACUUCGGCCGCUUCAAUAAGGCAUAUCAUAUGACUACGGCAGAGGAGCCUCGGUCGAGAACACUGGAUCUCGUUGAAGGCGUGCUGUCUGUCAACACAAAACAGGUCAAGCGGGGGCCUGUGAAGAUGAGCCGGCUAUAUCCACUGACGCCCGACCAACUGCGUCAGCAGUCUGCGUCUCGGCACUCUGAAGAUGGCGUCGAGUACAUCACAAGCAAGGUUGGUUCUUGGUUCCUCGAUGAAUCGCUGGAGGAUCUGCGCAAGGCGGCAGGAGCCUUUCGCAAUGGUUUGGAGUGGGCACAGAAGCAACUCGACGAGGCCAUCGACCGGGCUAAUCGAAGAUUGGACGCAAGGCAAGCGGACGAGUCGUCUUCCGACGAGUACAAUCCUGAUGCUGAUGAUGCCGCCAACAACAGUCUCUCUGACGACAACGCCUCUGACGAGGUUGCCUCUGAUGAAGACCGAGCCGGCCCGGCACCGCUCCCAGACACCCCCAACGUCCAAGAUGCUCCCGGAGAGUUGGAUUCCGAUGAGGAGCUCCUCUAUGACGGGAAUGUGGCGCCUCCUGAAUUCUACCGGCAGAACAUCCGGAACAUCAAUGUUGACGACUUCAAGCGCAGACACUACGCAAAGGGAACACUGAAAAUGAUUGAGAAUGCGCAGAACUACUGGCAGUCGUACGUGUAA